CCCCGUGCCCGUCCCUCCCGCUCGGUCCGCCCGGAAGUCUCGGGCUGUGCCUCCCUUUCCCUCCCCCUCCCCGCCAACAUGGCCGCGAAGUCGGAUGGCCAGGCGGCCGCCGCGCCCCGCUGCUCCUCGCCCGCGCCGCUCCUGCGCCGGGAGGGCUCCGAGGGGGGCAGCCUGGCGCGGGGCUCGCGACGGGGCCCGGGCAGCCCCGCCGCCGCCCCGCCGCCGCCGCCGCCGCUGCCCGUGCCGGUGCCGGGGCCGCCGGGCCGCGCCUACAGCCUGCGGGACUGCUGCUGGGUGCUGGGCGCCCUGCUGGUCUUCUUCUCGGACGGCGCCAGCGACCUGUGGCUGGCGGCCGACUACUACCUGCGGGGCCAGUACUGGUGGUUCGGGCUGACGCUGCUCUUCGUGCUGCUGCCCUCGCUGGUGGUGCAGCUGCUGAGCUUCAGGUGGUUCGUCUACGACUUCCCCGCCGCGCCCGCCGCCUUCAGCACCAAGGACGGCGCCGCCGCCGGGGCCGCCGCCGCCGCCGCCGCCGCCGCCGCCGCCGGGGCCGGGCCCCGCCUGGGCUGCUGCCGCCUCUGCGUCUGGAUCCUGCAGGCCCUCAUCCAUCUCCUGCAGCUCGGCCAGGUCUGGAGGUACCUGCGAACCCUCUACCUGGGUCUCCAGAGCCGGUGGCAGUCCGAGCAUCGCCGGCGCCAUUUUUACUGGAGGAUGAUGUUUGAGAGUGCCGACAUCAGCAUGCUGCGCCUCCUGGAGACCUUUCUCAAGAGUGCCCCCCAGCUGGUGCUGCAGCUGAGUAUCAUGGUGCAACAGAACCGGAUUGAGCCGCUGCAGGGUCUCUCAGCUUCUGCCUCGCUGGUGUCGCUGGCUUGGACUCUGGCCUCUUACCAAAAGGUGCUGCGGGACUCCCGAGAAGACAAGAGGCCCAUGUCCUACAAAGGUGCGGUGGUCCAGAUCCUGUGGCACCUCUUCACCAUCGCCGCCCGAGCCAUUGCCUUUGCUGUCUUUGCUUCCGUGUUUCAGCUCUACUUCGGCAUCUUCAUUGUGACCCACUGGUGCAUUAUGACCUUCUGGAUCAUCCAAGGUGAGACGGACUUCUGCAUGUCCAAGUGGGAGGAGAUCAUCUACAACAUGGUGGUUGGGAUCAUCUACAUCUUCUGCUGGUUCAACGUCAAGGAAGGCCGUAGCCGUUGCCGCAUGUCCAUCUAUUACAUCAUCACACUGUCGGAGAACGCCGCCCUGACGGGCCUCUGGUACUGCUUCCGGGCACAACACGUGAUCUCCGAAUUCUAUGCCUUGAUCGUGGUCUGCGUGGUGGCCUCCAGCUUCGCUCUGGGAGUCUUCUUCAUGGUCAUCUAUUACUGCCUCUUGCAUCCCAACGGAACCAUUUUUGGGGCCCAGACCACAGGCUGCCUAUGUGGGGAGGAGUCCACCGCAGUCCCCAGGGGCGCGGGGCCCCCACCGGACGUGAUCACCAGCCCGCCACGCUCCUUGCCGAGGACUACAGGGGCAGAGAGGGAGGGGCUGCCCGGUGACAGAGACAGCUGCGGGCCAGUCUUUCAGGUCAGGCCCAGCAUGCCCCCCACUCCCGUUGCCCGGGCCGCACGGACAGAGGGGCCUGUCAUUCGCAUCGAUCUGCCACGGAAGAAAUACCCUGCCUGGGAUGCACAUUUCAUUGACAGGCGUCUUCGCAAGACCAUCCUGGCUCUCGAGUACACCUCCCCAGCUACGCCGCGCCUGCAGUAUCGCAGCAUGGGGGCGUCGCAGGAGCUGCUGGAGUACGAGACCACUGUGUGAGGUGGCCCGGAGGCCCCAUGACCUCUGGGCCCGGUGUGGAGGGACCCUUCCUGGGGCCCUGGCUGGACCUGGGUUCGAGCAGCCUGAGUGAGCAGGCCCUGGGGCUGUUGCAGUCCUUUCCGGGAGGGGCGGUGCGGGUGGCAGUC
Messenger RNA from Candoia aspera, 1943 nucleotides. It is a transcript of the gene XKR7, whose product is annotated as XK related 7. The transcript is spliced from 3 exons. The record is from RefSeq and is a predicted model, not a curated record. Gene Ontology annotation, biological process: apoptotic process involved in development; engulfment of apoptotic cell; phosphatidylserine exposure on apoptotic cell surface. Bases 79 to 1797 code for a protein of 572 amino acids. Gene Ontology annotation, cellular component: plasma membrane. NCBI's taxonomy places the organism in Eukaryota, Metazoa, Chordata, Lepidosauria, Squamata, Candoiidae.